ACAGAGCUGUAAAAAAGUAUUUUGAUUUUCUCAAUUUUCACAUAUUUUGAUACUGAAUGUUAUUAGAUCUUUAACCAAAACCUAAUGUUAGAUAAAGGGCUCCUUCUAUAUAUGAAGGCAAGUCGUCCAGGUCCUGAGGCAGCAAAGCAUCCCCAAACCAUCACACUACCACAACAAUGCUUGACCGUUGGUAUGAGGUUCUUACUGUGGAAUGCAGUGUUUUUUUGCUAGACAUAAUGGGACCCUUCUCAUCCAAAAGGUUUACUUAAGUUUGCCAAGAUGCACCUGGAAGCAGCUGGGCGAUCGUCAAGACUAUUGGAAGAAUGUUCUAUGGACAGAUGAGUCAAAAGCUUUUUUGGAUGACAUGGGUCCCUCAUACCAACAGUCAAGCAUGGCGAUGGUAGUGUGAUGGUUUUGGGAUGCUUUGCUGCCUCAGGACCUGGAGGACUUGCCUUUUUCACGGCACUGUAUAUGUACUGCAGGGAAUAGGGUGCUAUUUGGGACUUAUACUUAGUAUAGUUGGAUGUAAACAAAUUGUUCCUCACUGCCGAUGGACUAUAAAUCCCUCCUUAUCUUGGCUCUAUGUUGAUCUGUGUAAUAUGAGACUUGCUUUUCAACAGAAGUGUAUGCGUGUGCCUGUUCUUGUGUUUGUGUGUAUGCGUGUGUGUGUUGUAUGUGAAAGACAGACCGGACACACAGCACAUGUUCAUCAACCAGAGGUUACUAAGAAGGAAAUAUAUUUAUUGAAUAUUUAUGAAUUUAUUUAUGAAGUUAAUCUAAGCAGCAGAUCAACAGAGUUAGUGAUACUCGAUAGCAGAGAUCGACUGGUUUGGCCAUAUUGCUCUGGCAAAUGCCAGAUGGGCUCGUCCAUCUUUAGCCCAGCGGGCCCGUCUAAUUGUUUUAGGUUUUUUGGGCCGUUAUUUGGCUAUUAAUGGGGGCAUCAAGGAAAUGAAUUGGCCUUAUCAUUUUUUUGUUGUUGACAUGGUUGGCUUGGUUCCAUGGAAAAUGGUGAACAAGCAUGUUGCAGUAGAUGCACCAAGAAAUGAAGUGUUGAAACAGUUUCCUUUUGAAUGAACUUUGACCCACUUCUUUGUCCAUCGUACCUUAAAUCUGACGCAAGUACAACCAUUCAAGGCACGUAUAGACAAUUGUGUGGUUGCUUUGCUCUAUAAAUGGGAACUAACGUCUUGCCAGUUGUAACCGCAACUCAAGUUUUUCAUGAACAGUUUGUUUUUGGUUUAUAGUAACGGUCUAGUUACUAGGGAUGAUGCAUUGUAAUUGACCGUAUCCACUCACUAUUCAGUCAUUAAUUCCAUCAUACAGUUUGAGUCUACACAUGAACUCCUUGCUUGAGCACCAAGCAGAAAUGUCAUUUUAUUCCACACUGCAGGAUUUCCCCCAAAUUAGACUCAACUACCUCACAUGUUCAGUUGGCAUUGUACUCAACAUCGUACUCAAAUAGCACAUCGUUUUAGCCAUUUUGUUGUACAGGGAUGUUUGAAUUUUGAUGCUGAAGAGUCCAAAAAGUCUGUAAAAACUUAGCAAAAACGACAGCGUAAUAAACUCGAUGGCACGAGUUGUGAUUUCACAUGGUUUGUGUGAGUUCUUGUGUGGAAACAAUCAGAUAGGCUAUGUUGACAUGAACUAGAGGGGACAGUACAUGUAAUUAACAUUCUCCACAUGCUGAGUGUUCCAUGUAAAAGGUUGGGUGAGAGGAUUGUAUUUUUUAGGUUAUUAGUGUAUUAAACAAUAGAUGGUAUUCAGCUAUUUAUCCAUAACCCUAAUACUAAACCCAAUUUGAAACCUUACUGUGACUACACACCUAACACAUAAUCCAUAACCCGAGCCUCAGCUGCCAGGCCUCACAUCCUAACUCUAACCCUAAACAUAAACCCGAACUGUAAUCUGAGUAAGCUGUUGCAUAUCAACAGAGUUGCAGUUGAGUUUUUUUUCGAUAGUUUGAGCAUUUACAGAAAGAUAAUCUGUUGUGGCGAGUCCCCCCCCCCCAAAAAAGGAACAUGUACAUUUUCUUUCCUGUUUAGCACGAACUGAGGUAUGUGACAUCAAGUAUGUUACAUAGAGACUUUACCAUUAACAGCACAGUUUAUUUGGAGCCAAGCUUACUCACCAUUUGACCAUUUGACCAGGAGACGUGCCUGUGUGUGUGUUUGUGUGUUUGCUGACUGAGAAUGCUGUCUGGGAAUGAAUCCGGGGAUAGACACAGCCACAGCAGCCUGGUGCUGAUGGUCUACAUCAUCACCUUCCUGAUUGGCCUCCCUGCCAAUGGUGUGGCCUUCUACACCUUUGGAAAGAAGGUGAGGCAGAAAGCCAUGCCCAUCGACAUCCUGCUCCUCAACCUGACCGUCUCGGACCUCCUCUUUCUGCUCUUCCUGCCCUUCAAGAUGAAAGAGGCGGCGGACGACAAUGUAUGGAACAUGCCCGUCUUCCUGUGUCCAUUGACCAGCUUCGUCUUCUACGCCACCAUCUACAACAGCACCUUCUUUCUGACUGCCAUCAGCGUUGAACGCUACCUGGGGGUGGCCUUUCCCAUCAAGUACAAACUCAUAAGACGGUCUUUGUACACCACGGUGGCUAGCGUUGCCUUCUGGGUGAUCUCCAUGGCGCACGUCAGUAUCGUCUACAUCAUUCAAUAUUUAGUCGAUUCCAGUGCCACCCAGGAAGGGGACAUGUGUUACACAAAUUUCACCCAGAUGCAGCUGCAGGUCCUGAUACCUGUCCGCCUGGAGCUCUUCCUGGUUCUAUUCUGUGUACCUUUCUUCAUCUGCUGCUUCUGCUACAUCAACUUCAUCCGAAUCCUCUCUCAGCUGCCCAGCAUCAACCCCAAGAAACGUCUGCGGGCCAUCGGUCUGUCUCUGGCCACCCUGCUGGUGUUCAUUGUCUGCUUCGCGCCCUACAACCUGUCACACUUAGUGGGCUUUGUUAACUGGGAGAGUCCCAAUUGGCGAAUGGCCGCACUCUUGUCCAGUACCAUCAACGCCAGCCUGGACCCCAUCAUCUUCUACUUCUCCUCGUCGGCCCUCAGGUGUACCUUCCACCUCUUCCUGAAGAACCUGUUGGAGAGUGUGCAGGGGUUGUGCUUCUGCAGUAAGGCUCUCUACUGCCCUGUGUUGUUCUGCACCAGAACUCAGAAGGACAGCACACCAAGCUCCAAUGACAACAUGUGUCAAACUCAUUCCACAGAGGGCCAAGGUUCUGCAGGUUUUCGCUCCACCGGUGUACUUGAUUGAUGAAUUAAGGUCACUAAUUGGUAAAGAACUCCCCUCACCCGGUUGUCUAGCCUUAAACAAAAACUUUCAGAUUCUAGCUCCUCCAUGGAAUGAGUUUAACACCCCUGUUAUAAUGAGUGUGUAGUCAAGCCAUAUGCUUCACUUGCUACAUGCUUGCUACAUAAGUUAGCUAAAUACCAGCCUGUGCAAUGUGUUUAUUGUAUUUAGGUUCUUAUGAAAAAGACUGAGGACUAUGCUAUCUGUCUUUAUAAGUAGCCUAUACAUGAAUCAGUUGUGGUCAGUGCCGUUUAAGAUGAGGGAGGAUGAUUUUAGAUUUUCUUAUGAGCAUGGCCUUAUUUCUAUUACAGCAUAUUAGAUGACUGUUAUUCAUAUUCCAUUCACCCAGCUCAAUGUAACAUCGAUAGGUUUAGGUUACUACAUGAUACUGAAAUUGUACCUAUACCCAUCAUGAGGUUGCUACAACCUAGCCUAUGAAGGAAAGUUUACAACCUAGGUGCAUAGGCUGAGAGAAUUGUCACACAUUCAUUGCCGCCUUGCACACUCUUGCCUGCAUCUAGCUGACCUAUGUAGGGUGUAAUCAUUGGUCCAACAGUUGAAAAUUAGUGUCUAUUGGACAAAUUUAGGUAUGUUUAUCCCCUAUUCAUCCCAUUUGCUUCCGUUUAAGAAACAUUUUUCAACAGAAUCAGCAGAAUGAAUACACCCCUGAUUACACACAAACAGUUCACUUUCAUUGCAGCCACAUAAAGAAAGCCUGAUCAUUUUGAUCGGUGUACAUAUAAUUCCUUCUCGCAACUAUCUAUGCUCUCUCCUCCUCUCAACUUUUCCCUUCACUUGUGGCCUUCAGUGCACAACACAUCAGCUGUCUGUGACCAGGCUAAAAACCCUUUCCAAAACAAACCUUCAUAUCAUGACUGCUAACCGCUACACACAGCCUACAUCAUUGUCAACAUAGCUACUAGAACUAACGCGUUAGUAAACCCGCUACAAUCAUGCAGUACAGUGUACUGUCAGAAAGCAGUUUAACAGUUACAACGCAGGCAGUGAGAAUAAAUUAAUAAAACCAAAAGCUUACCUUGACUUGGAAGGAUGUGUAGUAUGCAUUUGUAUGUGUGUAUUUAUGAUCAUUUGAAGGUUUUAUAUUAUUUCUGUUCCCCUUUAUUUUCUAUGACUUUUUUUGUAGUGAUGACAUUAAAAUCUCUUUUUGCAU
Messenger RNA from Oncorhynchus mykiss (rainbow trout), 4455 nucleotides. Its product is annotated as free fatty acid receptor 2-like. The record is from RefSeq and is a predicted model, not a curated record. Gene Ontology annotation, biological process: G protein-coupled receptor signaling pathway; cellular response to fatty acid. Gene Ontology annotation, cellular component: plasma membrane. Gene Ontology annotation, molecular function: G protein-coupled receptor activity. Lineage: Eukaryota; Metazoa; Chordata; Actinopteri; Salmoniformes; Salmonidae.